ACUAAGAGACGCGAGGGUCGCGAAGGCCACAACACUUGGCCUCUCGCUGGCCCUGCCCGCGGAUCCCGAGUAGAGAACGCAAGCACCCACGCCCGCCUGCAAGCUCCCGGGCGUCCCCGGCCUCUCCUGCUCGGCGGAACGAGGAUAACCCAGUAGAGCCGGACCCAGGGAUAUUAUUGAUAAUAAGGCCUCUGUAACCAUGGCUAGUUCUGACAUAAAACCAAAAUCAGUAAGUCGUGCCAAAAAAUGGUCAGAAGAGAUAGAAAAUCUGUACAGAUUUCAACAAGCAGGAUAUCGGGAUGAAACCGAAUAUAGACAAGUGAAACAAGUUUCUGUGGUAGAUCAUUGGCCGGAGACAGGAUAUGUGAAGAAACUUCAGAGAAGGGACAAUACCUUCUAUUACUACAACAAACAGAGGGAAUGUGAUGACAAGGAAGUCCACAAAGUGAAAAUUUAUGCUUACUAGCCUGUCUUCUUUGUAUUACUUGUCAAUUAUAUUUUAAGAAUUCAUCAUUUCCUUCUA
Molecule: messenger RNA, 523 nt
Organism: Pan troglodytes (chimpanzee)
Lineage: Eukaryota; Metazoa; Chordata; Mammalia; Primates; Hominidae
Gene: MEIG1
Product: meiosis/spermiogenesis associated 1
Exons: 3
Coding region: 200-466 (88 amino acids)
Cellular component (GO): nucleus
Source: RefSeq, a predicted model, not a curated record